Messenger RNA from Penaeus indicus, 1338 nucleotides. RefSeq lists its product as uncharacterized. The record is from RefSeq and is a predicted model, not a curated record. Bases 178 to 714 code for a protein of 178 amino acids. Gene Ontology annotation, cellular component: nucleus. The transcript has a single exon. NCBI's taxonomy places the organism in Eukaryota, Metazoa, Arthropoda, Malacostraca, Decapoda, Penaeidae. Gene Ontology annotation, biological process: regulation of cell cycle. Gene Ontology annotation, molecular function: cyclin-dependent protein serine/threonine kinase inhibitor activity.
GAACCCGUGCUGCUUUUGCUACCCGCCGGUGUUGUCUCCUUCUGAAAACGGAGUGACGGCAGUGCUACACUCUUACCUUGCUUCACUGUUUUGGAUUUUGUUUUCACGAGAUUUUGGAUACAGUGACCGACUCCGUGCCGAGUGGUUCUUGAGUGUCGGCUAAAGAACUCGCGAAUCAUGGGUGAGAUGUGCGUGGACGACAUCGUCAGGGAUCAAGUGAUGGCUCUGCCGAGUGUUCUCAACUACAGAAUCUGGUCCUCAGGGCCAAGGAGUGCCCCCGGCUUGCCUAUCAGACGACACCAAACGAGCAAGUUGAGGAAGAACUUGUUUGGCCCCGUCGACCACAGCGAGAACUUGAGAUUCGUGCACGAGGAACUUGAGAAGAUCACGAAGGAGGAUUCCGAGCGCUGGAACUUCGACUUCAAGACCGAGCAGCCCAAGGAAGGCCGCUACGAGUGGGUGGCCGUCGGAGAAGGUGCCGCGAAGACGACUCCGGCGCCACAGCUCACCUGCCUCACUGCGAACAAUGUCAACGUGAAGUCCGUGAAGAGGCUGAGCGCAAGCCCGCCCUCCAAGAUGCGACAGAGACUCUGCACGGAUUACUUCAGACUCAACAAAGCGACGAAACCCAAAGGCAAGAGCGAACGCAAGACCGAAAAGGAGAUCGUCCCCUCGAGAACGCCCGAAAAGAGAAGUGCAGUGGCGAUUAGAUGAAAAAGAAGUCACAAUAAGUGGUUACUGGGAACACCAAACGGAAUGAGAACUACACGAAAAAGGAAAGAAAGGACGUGAUACAGCAAUGCAGUUUUUUUUACACAUUGCAUAUCAGAAUUUUCGUAAUGGUGUUGCCAAGAACAGCAAAAUAGAGCUUUAAUUCCACAAAACAUGAAUUUAUAAAAAAAAACGAAAAAAAUAACCAUCAAGUGCUUUAUCAAGUGAUAUUAGAUACUAAACUACAACAGAAAUUAAACAUUCGACGCCUGUAUAUGCCCUCAAACGCAAACGCAACCAGUUCUUCAAGAUUUACAAGAAACAAACCACACUAUAACAGGAAUAUAAAAUGACGUUUCUGGACUGUAUGAGACACCGCUCUUCUUUAAUGAACUUCUUUAAGCGAGAUGUUGAACAAGGCACGAGAGGAAAUGUUCAUAGUGUCUGUAAACUUCAUAUUCUGAAGCCCUUUUUUGGGGGGUUUUCUGAAGCCAGGCGACCUCACAGCUGAUCUCAUUUCAUAUUGUCGAAAAAUUGUGAAUACAAAUAUUUAUAGAUCUUUAUUUAUUGUACAUACAACUAAAUUGUUAUGUAUAAAAUUAUGUUUUGAAUAUAUAUUCGAAAUUA